GUUGCCGCAGCUAACGGGACAGGCCGCGAGGCGACGCAGGCCUGCGCCUUGCAACACAUUCGGCAAGUGGGUCAGUCUUUGGAUGAGAAUUACAAAAUAUGUGCAUUAAAAUGCAACAGCCAACAACAACAACAGCAGCAACGAGGAGGCAAACAAGCUGCAGCAACAGCAAAAUGUUGCAAAUGUUGUUGUUGGCUUUGCUGCUGCUGCUGCUGCUGAGCGGACAAAUCGAACCGGUGGAUGGCCUCAAAGUAACGGCGUCUCUCAUAACAAAUCACAACUAUCCUGUGGAGGAGCACACAGUCCACACGCCAGACGACUACAUACUCACGAUCUAUCGGAUACCUACCUCCCCCAAGCUGCAGGCACAGAACCAGACUCAGGAGAAGAAGAAGCCGGUGGUAUUCCUGCAGCACGGCAUCCUCUGCGCCUCGGAUGAUUGGAUCAUCAAUGGGCCGGAGACGUCCCUCGCCUACAUGUUCGCCGAUGCGGGCUACGACGUUUGGCUGGGCAAUGCGAGGGGCAACACCUACUCAAGGCAGCACAAGCACAUUCAUCCGGAUACAUCGGAUUUCUGGAAGUUCAGCUGGCACGAGAUCGGCGUCUACGAUCUGGCGGCGAUGCUGGACUUUGCCCUAGCUGUGAGCGACAGCAAGUCGCUGCACUUCGUCGCCCAUUCGCAGGGCACGACAACCUACUUCGUGCUGAUGUCCUCGCUGCCUUGGUACAACGAGAAAGUGCGGACGGUGCAUUUACUGGCGCCGAUCGCCUACAUGAGGAACCAUUCGUUUAUACUGUCCAAGCUGGGAGGGAUGCUGCUUGGCUCGCCCUCGGUGCUCAGCUGGGUGCUGGGCAACAUGGAGCUGCUGCCCAUUACGAGCAUCCAGAAGAUUCUAUGUGAGCAUGUCUGCUCGGUGGGCUCCAUGCUGAAGUUCUUGUGCUCGGGUCUGUUAGACUUCAUUGGCGGCUGGGGCACCCGGCAUCUAAAUCAUACGCUACUCACAGACGUUUGUGAGACGCAUCCAGCUGGCGCGUCGACUACACAAAUUAUCCACUACCUGCAGCUAUAUACAUCAGGCGACUUCAGACAGUACGAUCACGGCAAGGAGCAGAAUGAGAUAAUUUACAGGCAGGCGGAGCCCCCCUCGUAUAACGUGCAGAACAUCAAUAGUUGUGUAAAUAUGUACUACAGCGAUAACGAUUACAUGUCCGCUGUGGAGGAUGUUGAAUAUUUGGCAACGUUGCUACCAUGCGCGGACCUCUAUCGCAUUCCCUAUAAGGAUUGGAAUCAUUACGAUUUCCUUUGGUCCGUCAAUGUCAAGGAAGUGAUAAACAACAGAAUAAUUGAUAAAAUGCACAGAUAUGAUAUGGAGCACGAUGCGGCCAUCAGUUUCUAGCGAUUCUACGAUAAAAGCUUAGUCAAUUCCAUAAACGGAAACCUAAUUAUAAAUACGUGUAAAUAAUAUGGUUAGCAAUGAGCGUGUGCGUGAUAUACAUGGUAAUAAUUAUUGUUUAAGUUGCAAAAGGUUUGUGAAAUGCUUCAAGCUAACAUUAUAUAGUUUUUAAUACAAACUCUGUUACAAAAUAUACAAAGAGAAACUUUUUUGAAAAUAC
Messenger RNA from Drosophila arizonae, 1614 nucleotides. Its product is annotated as lipase 3. Gene Ontology annotation, molecular function: hydrolase activity, acting on ester bonds. NCBI's taxonomy places the organism in Eukaryota, Metazoa, Arthropoda, Insecta, Diptera, Drosophilidae. Gene Ontology annotation, biological process: lipid metabolic process. The record is from RefSeq and is a predicted model, not a curated record.